Messenger RNA from Ilex paraguariensis (yerba mate), 636 nucleotides. Lineage: Eukaryota; Viridiplantae; Streptophyta; Magnoliopsida; Aquifoliales; Aquifoliaceae. The record is from the annotation of a GenBank genome assembly.
UCCCACCCACUGCGCCUGCUUCGAACAAGAAGGUCGCUUCAGAGCUUCCAUCGAGGGUUCGACGACUACCAUUGACAACAGCAGUCUCACUGUGGCGUCUAACACCUUGCGACGCUAUCUACAUCCUGUGGUUUCAAGGCGAGUUAUUUGCCAGUUCAACUCCAAUCGAAGGAAAUGGCUGAUGAGAGUGGGAAGAGCUUUGCCCGGAGAUAUUGGCUUUUGAAAAUUCAGUCUCAGGUCCAGAAAUGGUGGGAAGAUGGUGAUGUGUUCAGGGCUGAUUCCAAAGUUGAACCUCCGAAACCUGGUGAAAAAUUCUUUGGAAAUUUUCCGUUCCCUUAUAUGAAUGGUUAUCUUCACUUGGGUCAUGCAUUCUCUCUGUCCAAAUUGGAAUUUGCUGCAGCAUAUAAGCGAUUAUGUGGUGCAAAUGUAUUGUUACCUUUUGCUUUUCAUUGUACUGGAAUGCCCAUCAAGGCCUCGGCAGAUAAGCUCAAACGUGAGAUUGAAAAAUUCGGUUUUCCACCAGUGUUUCCGAUUGUUAAUGAGGAGGAUAGUAAUGAUUCAGAACCUAGACCAGGGCAGAAACUGAAGGAAACCAGGGUCCACCGGAUAAAUUUAAGGGUAAGAAAUCAAAAGUAG